AUGGAAAAAGAAGGACCGCCUGGCGUGGAUGUCGAGCAACCACCGCCUGCGCAGCCCAAACAUGACGCUACACAGCCGGUAGCAGAUCCGCUCGCUGACUCUGGAGAUGAUGAUGACGACGACGAUGUUGAAGUGACGAUUGGUGUGAUACCGCCUGUAAAUGUGCAAUACAGUCUUUUCAAGAAAUUAGCUUUCAGCUCUUCUUCUCCUGAAGACAAAAUUUCUGGCUUGUUCCAAUAUAAGAGAAUUCUUAUUUUAGGGUUGGGUCGACCUCCUCCGUUGAUGGGACGAGAUUUCGACCCACUGUUGAAAAGAGAGCCGUCUGAUUUUGAUGAGAGUGAGGACGACCGGAGGCGGCACAAGAGGCGCAGUCGAUCAAGAAGUCCUUCCAAGCGUGAUUCGAGGUAA
Molecule: messenger RNA, 408 nt
Organism: Ostertagia ostertagi
Lineage: Eukaryota; Metazoa; Nematoda; Chromadorea; Rhabditida; Trichostrongylidae
Source: the annotation of a GenBank genome assembly